Molecule: messenger RNA, 1989 nt
Organism: Fusarium pseudograminearum CS3096
Lineage: Eukaryota; Fungi; Ascomycota; Sordariomycetes; Hypocreales; Nectriaceae
Exons: 2
Coding region: 1-1989 (662 amino acids)
Source: RefSeq, a predicted model, not a curated record
AUGUCAGCCUCCCCAAUUGCGUAUCCAGGCUUAGGCCUCGAUAUUCGUCACUAUGACCAAGAUACAAACGGCGAGAUCUACCCUAUGGGGAUUCACUCCAGCUGCAUCGGAUCUGAGUCUGAACUCCUUCUGGUACGAGAGGUUGCAAUGAUGAUCGUUAUGAACGAAUUGACCGAUAAGCCUGAUUGGCAUGUCAAAGUCUUUGACGAGACAAUCGCCGAAAAAUGGAUUGAAGAGGCUCUCGCACUUCCUACUGAGCCUCUUUAUCAUGACAUCGUCCCAUCAGAUGUCCGUAGAGACGUUCCCAAAGUCAUCCUCGAUAGGAAAUGUCUUGAAUUUUGUAUCCAAGAGCUACGCGCAAAGGCCAAGUUCUUUGAGAAAACCGGUCUCGUACCGACGCUAGACGCUAGUGCUUCUGUCGUCAAGGCCGAUGGCUACAUUGACGAGUCCCUGCGUCAAAGCCUCCAAGCUGCGUUCACAAAGCUCAAGCUAGAGCAGAAGGAUGACCCCGACUGGCACCCCAAUUCCAACGAAAUGGUCCAGAAUCUUGUUCACCCUUCUCUCUAUCCGCUCGUUUACGGUCGUUCUCGAGUCUUUCGUCAAGAAGUCGUGGGUGUUGAGGAUGCCAUCGACAGAUGGAGCGGUAAAGGAGAGGUUAUACCCAAGCCCAAUACCUCAUAUUCAGCCCAAACCCCCUUCCUCGUCCGUAUGGGGGGCGUCCAAGUUGACAACUCCAACUGGUCCGAUACCUAUCAGUGGCUGCCAUCCAAUGUUAGCUUUCAGGACGAUGGAAGCGUCAAGUUCACGAGCUAUAUCAAUGGGCUCCAUCCCACCAAGCACCGUGAGAUUUACGCAACUAUCGAGAAGCUGAUUGAAAAAGCGCUACCGGCUUGGGAUUUUUCCAUUCCUUGUUAUCGCGUUCGGAAGAUGGUUGGCGCGUGCAGAACAAGGCCUCGAUUUAACAAGCCUCAGACUCCCGAUGAUGAAGAAGAAGCCAACUGGAAUAUAUCGCUCGACGAUGUCCCAAUGAGAGAUAAACUCAGAGAGAAGGACGAAGACGACGAUGACAGCGACGAUGAGGUGUUUUCGGACGAGGAAGAGCAGCAUCAUCACGACUGGAAAAAGAUAAGGGAACCGAUCCAGCCUGAGGCACCAACGUUUAAGGCUUGGAAUUAUGGUACCAAGCCCGGCGAGUCUCUCCGGGAGCGUUUCCAAGACCGAGGCCUCCAAGUCAUCGUCAAGAUGGCAUCGAUCGAGCUGACCCCAGACAAGCCCGUCUUCCCUGCCGGAGGAUGGCAUGUUGAGGGCCAGAUGAACGAGCACAUUGUCGGUACAGCUCUUUACUAUCUGGAUUCGGAGAACAUGACAUCCAGUUCCCUUGCAUUCCGCAUGCAAACAACCUAUGACCAAUGGGACCUCCAGGAAAAGGUAGGCCAAGAUUCCUACUCUUGGCUGGAGCAGGUGUAUGGCACCGACCUAAACGGGGGAAGUUGUCUACAACAGUAUGGAAGAGUUGAGACCAAGGAGGGAAGAUUACUCGCAUUUCCCAAUGUCUUCCACCAUUGUGUUUCGUCAUUCAAGCUGCAGGAUGAGACAAAACCGGGCCAUCGUCGAUUUAUUGCGCUGUGGCUUAUCGACCCCCAUACUCGGAUCAUCAACACGGGCAAUGUGCCGCCACAGCAACACAGUUGGUGGAUGGAACGAGCUUUCGGGAACACUGAGAAUGUUCCCAUUCCUCAUCCUAUUGCGACACUCGUCUCCGAAGCUGCGCCUGAUCAUAUCGGCAUCCAAGCUGCCGUUGAAAAUGGGAGGCCUUUGCCUAAUGAGCUGAUGGAGAUGGUCAAGAGGGAAGCCGGUGAUUGUGUGAUGCCCAUGUCACUGCAGGAGGCCAAGGAGCAUCGGUUGAAGUUGAUGGAAGAGAGGAGCCGGUCUCAGACCGAAGUCGAUUCGAAUUGGAGAGGUGAGACAUACAGCUUCUGUGAGCAUUAG